CUCACCGCGGUGCUCAGAGUCCCGAGGCCGGCCCUGGUCCUCACCGGCUCCGGGUCCCCGCGCCCGGCCCCCGAGCGGCCACCACAGCCAGAACCCAGCCGCCUCCCAACUAGAGGCUCGGCUCCCAGCCCUGCCGAUCACCUCCUCAGCGCCCACUAGGCCUGUGGGACAGCCCCUUCGGCCCUCUCCAGGAGGUUCUGGAGCCCUGACGUCGGCCCGCCCCGCCUCUGCCACAGGCCAGGCGGCGCUCCUCUCGGGACCUCCGCCUCUGCCCUUGUGGGCUCCAUCAGCUCGGUACCUGGGGCUCCGUAUCCCCCGUCGGGCCCAAGCCUGUGUGGAACAGACAAACAGCUGCAGCUCAACCAAACUCCUACCCCCUUCGCCUCCUCCUCCUCCUCCUCCUCGCCGGGGCGGCUCCAGCCAAUCGCAAGAUCACCCGCCUACCGUGGUGGGUGGGCUAUGUGAGCGUCCGCCCGCCAAUCUUCUGGAGAAAGGCGGGCUCUGAGGGACUAUCACCAACUAGCACAAGUGAGAGACUGGAUUGGCGAGGCCGCAAGCCAAUACCUACACGAGAAGCCUUGAAGAUUGACGGGAUAAGUAGCCAUUAAAGAGAGAGCUCCUGGGAAAGGGGGCAGUGCAUCACUGACAGGCAUGUGCGUCAGCCAAUAGAACCUCAACACCCGUGACACCCCUCCCCCGCCUCUCGACUCGUAAACAUCUAAUCAGGGGCUCGCUCCCACCCCCUGGUACCUUUGGCUGCUGGCAAGAGGACCACUAUGGGUGUCCAGAGAAGGAGCUUCCUUCCCGUGCUUGUGCUGAGUGCUCUGCUGGCUGUGGGGGCCCUAGAAGGAUCCAGGAAUCAGGACUGGCUUGGUGUCCCAAGACAACUUGUAACUAAAACCUGGAACAGGCAGCUGUACCCCGAGUGGACAGAGGUGCAGGGGUCUAACUGCUGGAGAGGUGGCCAGGUAUCUCUGAGGGUCAUUAAUGAUGGGCCUACACUGGUUGGUGCAAAUGCCUCCUUUUCCAUUGCCCUGCACUUCCCUGGAAGUCAAAAGGUACUACCGGAUGGUCAGGUUAUCUGGGCCAACAACACCAUCAUCAAUGGGAGCCAGGUGUGGGGAGGACAGCCAGUGUAUCCACAGGAGCCUGAUGAUGCCUGUGUCUUCCCUGACGGUGGACCCUGCCCAUCUGGUCCUAAACCUCCGAAGAGAAGCUUUGUUUAUGUUUGGAAGACCUGGGGAAAAUACUGGCAAGUUCUGGGGGGUCCAGUGUCCAGGCUGAGCAUUGCUACGGGCCACGCAAAGCUGGGCACACACACAAUGGAAGUGACUGUCUACCACCGACGGGGUUCCCAGAGCUACGUGCCCCUUGCUCACGCCAGUUCAACCUUCACCAUUACUGACCAGGUACCUUUCUCCGUGAGUGUGUCCCAGCUACAGGCCUUGGACGGAGAGACCAAGCACUUCCUGAGAAAUCAUCCUCUCAUCUUUGCCCUUCAGCUCCACGACCCCAGUGGUUAUUUGGCCGAGGCCGACCUCUCCUACACAUGGGACUUUGGAGAUGGUACUGGGACCCUGAUCUCUCGGGCACUUGAUGUCACUCACACUUACCUGGAGUCGGGCUCAGUCACUGCCCAGGUGGUACUGCAGGCUGCCAUUCCUCUUGUUUCCUGUGGUUCCUCCCCAGUCCCGGGUACCACAGAUGGCUACAUGCCAACUGCAGAAGCACCUGGAACCACAUCUAGGCAAGGAACCACUACAAAAGUUGUGGGUACUACACCUGGCCAGAUGCCAACUACACAGCCCUCUGGAACCACAGUUGUACAAAUGCCAACCACAGAGGUCACAGCUACUACAUCUGAGCAGAUGCUGACCUCAGCGGUCAUAGAUACCACACUGGCAGAGGUGUCAACUACAGAGGGUACAGGUACCACACCCACAAGGCCUUCUGGAACCACCGUUGCACAAGCAACAACCACAGAGGGUCCAGAUGCCAGCCCAUUGCUGCCCACACAAAGUUCUACAGGGUCCAUUAGCCCUCUACUGGAUGACACCGACACCAUAAUGCUUGUGAAGAGACAAGUUCCCCUGGACUGUGUUCUAUAUCGAUAUGGUUCUUUCUCCCUCGCCCUGGACAUUGUCCAGGGUAUUGAAAGUGCUGAGAUCCUGCAGGCUGUGCCAUUCAGUGAAGGGGAUGCAUUUGAGCUGACUGUGUCCUGCCAAGGCGGGCUACCCAAGGAAGCCUGUAUGGACAUUUCAUCACCAGGGUGCCAGCCCCCUGCCCAGAGGCUGUGCCAGUCUGUUCCACCGAGCCCAGACUGCCAGCUGGUUCUACACCAAGUGCUGAAAGGUGGCUCAGGGACAUAUUGCCUCAAUGUGUCUUUGGCUGACGCCAACAGCCUGGCAGUGGCCAGCACCCAACUUGUUGUUCCUGGUCAAGACGGUGGCCUUGGGCAGGCUCCCUUGCUUGUAGGUAUCUUGCUGGUGUUGGUGGCUGUGGUCCUUGCAUCUCUGAUACAUAGGCAUAGACUUAAGAAGCAGGGCUCAGUUUCCCAAAUGCCACAUGGUAGCACUCACUGGCUGCGCCUGCCUCCGGUCUUCCGCGCCCGCGGCCUUGGAGAAAACAGCCCGCUCCUCAGUGGACAGCAGGUCUGAUCAUUCUCAAGGCACCGUGGAUUUCCUGGGGUUGACAGCAGUGCCUGUGUUUUCUGCAGUCUUCCCUUCGAGACUACCAAUAUCUGAAAUAAAUUCUCAGAACCUUG
This is a messenger RNA of Mus musculus (house mouse), 2764 nucleotides long. RefSeq names its product premelanosome protein (gene Pmel). The transcript has 12 exons. Gene Ontology annotation, molecular function: identical protein binding. NCBI's taxonomy places the organism in Eukaryota, Metazoa, Chordata, Mammalia, Rodentia, Muridae. Gene Ontology annotation, biological process: melanosome organization. The coding region runs from base 777 to 2657 and encodes 626 amino acids. Gene Ontology annotation, cellular component: multivesicular body, internal vesicle; endoplasmic reticulum membrane; multivesicular body membrane. The record is from RefSeq and is a predicted model, not a curated record.